This is a messenger RNA of Scaptodrosophila lebanonensis, 2803 nucleotides long. It is a transcript of the gene Eip78C, whose product is annotated as ecdysone-induced protein 78C. Gene Ontology annotation, molecular function: zinc ion binding; sequence-specific DNA binding; DNA-binding transcription factor activity. The transcript has 8 exons. Gene Ontology annotation, biological process: regulation of DNA-templated transcription. NCBI's taxonomy places the organism in Eukaryota, Metazoa, Arthropoda, Insecta, Diptera, Drosophilidae. The coding region runs from base 1 to 2568 and encodes 855 amino acids. The record is from RefSeq and is a predicted model, not a curated record.
AUGGAUGUAUUCAAAAUAGAUUUGGAAACGACACAGGCACAAAUACGCACUGACGCAAACGAGACAGAGGAGGUGGUGGAGCAGGAGAGGGAGGACGGGGACGAGGACGAGCACGAGGACGAGGAGGAAGAAGUGCUUCUGCCUGAGGUCAGCUUUGAUGCAAAUUCUGAUUUUAAUUUGCAUUUCUUUGACACGCCUGAGGAUUCAUCGACACAAGGCGCCUACAGUGAGGUUGGCUCACUAGAUUCCGAAGAGGAGCAACAACAACGGCAACAGCCAGAGGACUUUCUGGAGGCAGCAACAGCAACAGCAGCAACAAUAACAACAACACAGCAAUCAAGUCUAUCUGCCAAUCAGCAACUGGACGAUUGUUUGAGUGCCAUUGAAGCGGAUCCCUUGCAGUUGCUAAAUUGUGACGCCUACUACGUGGCCAGUCAACAGCAGCAGCAGCAGCAACAACAACAACAACCACAGCAACAGCAACAGCAACAACAACAUCAGCAGACAUCUUUAAGCUGCGCUGCUCUGAGCAAUGGUGGAGGUGCUCUGUACGCCAUCAGCAGUGUGCAUCAGUUCGGUCCAACGUCAACACCAGCAUCAGCAUCAGCGUGCAGCUCCUCAGCCUCAUCGGCUUGUUCUGCAACCACAUCACCGUGCAGCAGCGGCAGCGGCGGCGGCAGCAGCAGCAGCAACAGCAACAGCGUCACUUCGAGCAGCAUCGCAGCAGCAGCAUCUGCAACAUCACCAGCAGCAGCAGCAGCAGCAGCGGUCGCAGCAGUUGCAGCAACAUCUUCAUCGCAUCAGGCGCAUGUGAAUAAAGAGCAACAGCAGCAGCAACAGCAGCAAUCGCAACAGGCGCAGCAGCAGCAGCAGCAGCAGCAACAGUUGCAGCCACAUACGCAACAGCAACCAUUCUGUCUCGCCGAUUCCAGCAGCAGCAGCAGCAACAAUAACAACAGCAGCAACGGCAGCAACACUAACGGCAGCAGCAACAGUAACGGCAACAACAACGGCAGCAACGGCGUCUCCUCAAAAUCAUUUGUGCCGUGCAAGGUUUGCGGCGAUAAGGCAUCGGGCUAUCAUUACGGUGUAACCUCUUGCGAAGGUUGUAAGGGCUUCUUUCGUCGCAGCAUACAAAAGCAAAUCGAGUAUCGUUGUCUGAGAGACGGCAAGUGUUUGGUCAUACGUCUGAAUCGAAAUCGCUGCCAGUAUUGUCGCUUCAAGAAAUGCCUUUCGGCUGGCAUGAGCCGCGACUCUGUUCGUUAUGGUCGCGUACCCAAACGUUCACGUGAGCUGAACGGUGGCACCGGAGCGGCCUCCUCGACGACAACGACAGGCCAUAAUAAUUGCAAUACUUCAGCUUCAGCAGCACUCACGACAUUAAAUGUGGAUGAAACAGCCGCAAAUAAUUUGCAUACUACAAACCCCAAUCAGCAUCAGCUUCACCAACAGCAGCAGCAGCAGCAGCAACCGCAUCACCAGCAACAGCAGCAGCAGCAGCAACACCAACAACAGCAAUCACAGUCACAGGCACAUACCACAACGCACGCGAGUAGCGUGCGUGUGAAUACUCCGAGUACACCACAGACGCCACAAAUGUGUUCGAUAGCCUCAUCGCCAUCGGAGCUGGGCGGUUGCAAUAGUGCCAACAACAACAACAAUGCCACAGGUGCCAGCGGCGUAGGCGUUGGCGUCGGCGUUGUGGUUGUGGGCGGACAACAAAUGGUUGCCGGCAAUAUGGGUGCCGAUGUUGUUGGCCAAGUUGGAUGUGACGGCAUGGCCGGCACUGCAAAUGAAUUGACUGUCUAUGAUGUGAUUAUGUGCGUCUCGCAGGCGCAUCGCCUGAAUUGCUCCUACACCGAGGAGCUGACACGCGAACUGAUGCGACGUCCAGUGUCGGUGCCACAAAAUGGCAUCGCCACCACAGUAGCGGAGAAUCUGGAAUUUCAGAAAAUCUGGCUCUGGCAGCAAUUCUCCGCUCGCGUGACGCCCGGCGUGCAGCGCAUUGUGGAGUUUGCGAAACGCGUACCUGGCUUCUGUGAUUUCACGCAAGAUGACCAACUGAUACUCAUCAAGCUGGGCUUUUUCGAGGUGUGGCUGACACAUGUGGCACGCCUCAUCAAUGAUACGACGCUGACGCUGGACGAUGGCGCCUAUCUAACGCGCCAGCAAUUGGAGAUACUCUAUGAUAUGGACUUUGUCAAUGCGCUGCUUAAUUUUGCCAACACACUAAACGCCUAUGGGCUAAGUGAUACAGAAAUCGGUCUCUUCUCCGCCAUGGUGCUGCUCGCCUCGGAUCGUGCCGGUCUCAGUGAGCCGAAGGUAAUCGGACGGGCGCGAGAGCUCAUUGCCGAGGCGCUGCGUGUGCAGAUCCUGCGCUCCCGAGCCGGUUCGACGCAGGCUCUGCAGCUAAUGCCAGCGCUGGAGGCUAAGAUACCCGAGCUGCGCUCGCUCGGUGCCAAGCACUUCUCACACCUGGACUGGCUGCGAAUGAACUGGACCAAGCUGCGUCUGCCGCCCCUCUUUGCCGAAAUCUUUGACAUACCCAAGGCCGACGACGAAAUGUAGGACGACGGCGCCGUGUCUGGGUGAGAAGAGAUCUAGCGCAACAACAACAGAAACAACAGAAACAACAAAAACAACAACAGCAACAGCAACAAAUAUUAUAAAACUUGUACGUUUAAGGAAUUAGCGUUUAAAGAAAACUGCAUCAAAUACAUACAUCUACUCAACAUUAAAGACGAAACAAGCGAAACCAUACACUUGCAUAAAAAGUAAUUGUCUAAACGUUACGAUUCAACAU